Bombina bombina (fire-bellied toad) is the source of this 7906-nucleotide messenger RNA. It is a transcript of the gene TULP4, whose product is annotated as TUB like protein 4. Lineage: Eukaryota; Metazoa; Chordata; Amphibia; Anura; Bombinatoridae. Gene Ontology annotation, molecular function: protein binding. The coding region runs from base 1905 to 6503 and encodes 1532 amino acids. The record is from RefSeq and is a predicted model, not a curated record. The transcript is spliced from 14 exons.
CUGCAUAGGAGAUACAAGACAGGCACAGUGGAUCUGCUUCUGCAUAGAGGUUGGUGAGCGUUUGCCUGGUGUGACCAUUCAGUUUAUGAAUUAGCUAUGACACAGCUCUGCCAAAGUUGACUAUGCUGCACGCUCGUUGCUAAUCGUGUUUAUUCGUGCAGACAUCUAUGCACCCCCCACGGCUUUGCCCUGACGCUUAUUCUGUUGCUCACUACAGGUGGAAAUUAGACUGAAAAUCAAAUGGGGCAAGGUUCCUGCUUUGAAUUUAAGUAACUCAGAAAAAGGAUUGUACUGUCAAACAGCUGGGUGCCCAAAGGCUUAUUCACACAAGAGGAACUGGGAAUACGCUGUCCUAUCUAAAAUUGAUUUUGAUAAAUAGAUAAAAAAUAAUAAAUAACAAAAAAUAUUACAAAAAAUGAAAAUGUGUACUUUGCAAAAAAAAAAGCACAGAGGUCAAUGAAUAACAGCUGCUAAUAUGUGGUGAUGGGCUGGAAGAAAACAGGUUAGAAUAAGAAAAGACAAGUUUGGGCAUUCAUCUGACAAAUAGACUUCACUGUGCAUCGGAGGAAUUGGUUCGUGAAAUUAAUUUACUUUUUUUUCCCCAUCUAUAUCCACUCUCUUCUCAAUUUUUUUUCAAAUGGCCUCAAUACCAUUUAAACCAUAACAUGGUGGUUGACCGGUUUUUGAAAUAGGAGAGCUAUGCCUGUUUUCAUCAAUUUCAGUAUUGGAAAUAAGCGUUUAAAGAGAAUAAAAUUGCACCUUCAUGGGUUUUAAUGUCUUUUUAAAGACAGAGAAAACAAAGGCCGACAUAACAAAACAAUAUAUAAUGCAAACGUGAAAGUCCACUUUCACAUCCACCUUAAUCAGUGAAAUAUUUUUGGGGCUAUUAGUUGAAUCCAAAUUGCACUUGAAACACAGUUUUCCUUUGUUGUGUUAGAUAAAGGAUACAUACAUUGAAAAGAGUAAUGAAAAAAUUGUUACUUUUUUUUUUUUUUUUAAUAAGUAGAAUUAUCUUUAUCAAAUUGUAGUUGCUUAAAACAAUGGAUAGACGGCAGUUCUUAACAUAUACGUUUCUUGUUGGUUUGAAUACAGUAUAUUACUGGAUUAAUCAGAUUCCUGGUCAAAAGGUUUGAGUGCAAGACUUGUUUUCUUUGAGCAGUAAAACCAAAACAGCAUAAGAAAUGUAUAUGCUGUAGGGAUUUUUCUAUUUUUUUUCUUAUACAACUGGAUAUGUGCAAAGGUGGGUAAAGAGAAAAGUCUGGAUAUAAUUUUGCACAGUACAUGUGCCUUCGCCCUGUGCUUUUUUAUGCAAAUAUGUUCUGUAUUGGCAGCAGAAAUAUCACAGAGAGUGACAUUAGGUCAGAAGAGGACAAACUUUAAAGUGGUUGGAAAAAACAAAAUUAAGUAUGAAAGAAAUCAGAAUUCUCAAAGCCUUAACAUACUUGAAAUAUAAAACCUUUACAAUCCUCAAAUUUCUGGAAACAUGCUGAUAUUGCCCUCAAUCAGUCCUAUUCCUAACCUGAAACUGGAAAUUCAGUCUGCAUGAAGAUUUGCAUAGUAACGUAUCAGGCAGGUACAUCGAUUUUAAUCAACCUUGGAAAUAAUAAAACUAAAAAUAGCAGGAACUAUGGCAAUGAUUCUUCAAAGGAACCCACUAACCACACAACCUUCAUGACGAGAAUCCUGAGUGCUGGUCAGUUUUUUACGCCAAAUUGCUACCAUGUUUUUGUAUGUGGAUAUCUGUUACUAUGCAUUAAGAGGAAGUGCAUUGGCACCAGCCUUUUAAACCACUUAAGGUCGGUUUCAAUAAGUUGAGGACCUUUGACUUAAAUGAACCUAACUUGGUUGAUUUACUUAUUUAUUAUAUUUUUUAUACUUGGGAACUGAUUUGACUUUCAUUAAGCAUGUACGCAUCUGUGGAGCAUGGACCUGUUCUUUGCAGUGAUUCCAACAUCUUAUGCCUUUCCUGGAAAGGCAGAGUUCCAAAAAGUGAGAAGGAAAAACCUGUUUGCCGGAGACGUUACUAUGAGGAAGGGUGGUUGGCUACAGGGAAUGGUAGAGGAGUUGUAGGAGUGACUUUUACUUUGAGCCAUUGCCGUAGAGAUAGAAACACCCCACAGAGGAUCAACUUCAACCUGAGGGGUCACAACAGUGAGGUGGUGUUAGUGAGAUGGAACGAACCUUUCCAAAAACUGGCAACUUGUGACGCAGACGGAGGAAUAUUUGUGUGGAUUCAAUAUGAAGGCAGAUGGUCUGUGGAACUGGUCAAUGAUCGUGGAGCACAGGUGAGCGAUUUUACAUGGAGUCACGAUGGAACCCAAGCCCUGAUUUCGUAUAGAGAUGGUUUUGUGCUGGUGGGUUCGGUGAGCGGCCAACGACACUGGUCAUCAGAGAUAAACCUGGAGAGUCAAAUCACUUGUGGGAUUUGGACACCAGAUGAUCAACAGGUGCUGUUCGGUACGGCUGAUGGACAAGUUAUAGUCAUGGAUUGUCAUGGCAGGAUGUUAGCGCAUGUUCUUCUUCACGAAUGUGACGGCAUUCUGAGCAUGUCCUGGAACUACCCUAGUUUCUUGGUGGAAGACAGCAGCGAGAGUGACACAGACUCUGAUGAUUAUUCUCCACCACAAGAUGGCCCAGCUUCAUAUCCUAUUCCAAUGGAGAACAUCAAACCAUUGCUAACAGUAGGAUUUUCUUCUGGGGACAUUAGUUUAAUGAACAACUACGAUGAUCUGUCACCAACUAUCAUUCGCUCAGGGUUGAAAGAUGUAGUGGUCCAGUGGUGCACACAAGGAGACUUACUAGCUGUUGCAGGCAUGGAAAAACCGAACCUGUUGGCUGAGCUUGCCAAUGGUCCGGCUGUGAAAAGUGCUCUAAUCAAGUUCUACAAUGUCCGAGGAGAACAUAUUUACACUCUGGAGACUCCACUACAGCGUCCAAUCACAUCCAUUUGUUGGGGUCACAGAGACUCCCGCCUGUUCUUGGCUUCGGGUCCAGCCUUGUAUGUUGUGCGUGUGGAGCACAGAGUUGCUAGUUUACAGCUUCUAUGCCAACAAGCAAUUGCCAGCUCGUUACGGGAUGACAAGGACAUCAGCAAACUAAACCUGCCUCCUCGACUAUGUUCAUACCUCACCACUGCCUUCAUACCUACAAUUAAGCCUCCCAUUCCUGAUCCCAACAACAUGAGGGAUUUCGUUAGUUACCCAACAUCAGGUAAUGAAAGAUUGCACUGCACUAUGAAGAGAACUGAAGACGAUCCAGAGGUUGGAGGUCCAUGCUAUACUCUUUACUUAGAAUAUUUGGGUGGACUGGUGCCUGUAUUAAAAGGACGGCGGAUCAGCAAGCUUCGACCUGAAUUUGUUAUUAUGGAUCCCAAAACAGAUGGAAAAACAGAUGAAAUCUAUGGAAAUGGAUUAAUUUCCUCUGUGAUCGACAGCUGCAAUUGCUCAGAUUCCAGCGAUAUUGAACUUAGUGAUGACUGGGCAGCCAAGAAGUCUCCAAAGAUUACAAGAGCUAGCAAAUCUCCAAAACUUCCCAGAAUUAACAUUGAAGCAAGAAAAUCACCCAAGUUGUCUCGAGCUGCUCAAGAGAUUACAAGAUCCCCCCGAUUACCUAUUAGGAAGCCUUCAAUUGGUUCUCCUAGCUUAACUCGAAGAGAGUUUCCCUUAGAAGACAUCACUCAGCAUAACUACCUUGCUCAAGUCACAUCCAAUAUAUGGGGAACUAAAUUUAAGAUUGUAGGUUUGGCAACCUUCCUGCCAGCUAAUCUUGGAGCUGUUAUUUAUAAAACAAGUUUGCUGCAUCUGCAGCCGAGACAAAUGACCAUCUAUCUUCCAGAAGUGCGAAAAAUAUCAAUGGACUAUAUUAAUUUACCAGUAUUUAACACAAAUGUUUUCAGUGAAGAUGAGGAUGAUUUACCAGUUACUGGAACAUCUGGGACAGCUGAGAACAAUCCCCCUUGCACUGUGAAUAUCCCGAUUGCUCCCAUUCAUAGCUCUGCCCAAGCAAUGUCUCCUACACAAAGUAUAGGCUUAGUUCAAUCUUUGCUAGCCAAUCAGAAUGUACAGCUGGAUGUCUUAGCUAAUCAAAUGGUAGCUGCAGCACCAGCAGAUCAUCCUGGAGAAAGUGUUGUUCAGUACCAAGCCCCAAACCGUUAUUCCAACCCAGGGCAAGUCAUAUUUGGUGGAGUUGAAAUGGGAAGGCUCCUGCAGCUUCCGCAACCCCCUCUGCAAAUACCACAUCCACCUCAAGGUGCCGUACAGUUGUCAAUAGUUGAUCGUAGCGAGAGGGACUAUGAACAUUCUCAGAAGCCAAAACCUUUACGUCCAGUCCCUCAGUUUGCAGAAGGAGAUGCUGUUGUCUUCACAACUGUUCAAGAAAUGCAGAUAAAUAAACUCAAUCCUCCUCCUCCAUAUCCAGGAACCAUACCAGCCCCUCCAACCUCAGCAGCACCUCCGCCUCCUAUCCCACAGCCUCCUAUGGAUCUCUGUCUAAAAAAGGGAGACUUUUCACUGUUUUCAAAUGGGCACUAUCAGACUCCUCUGGGAUACGAGCGGAUAACAACAUUUGACAGCAGUGGCAAUGUAGAAGAAGUGUGUAGGCCAAGAACUCGUGUACGUCGCAGCCAAAACACUUAUACUCUUCCAGGCCCAGGUAGCUCUGCCACCUUAAGAGUUUCUGCCACUGAAAAGAAAAUUAAACAACCUUGCACCAGUGCAACACUGAACAGGCUGACGGUUCCUCGUUAUUCCAUCCCACCUGGUGAUCCACCACCGUACCCUGAGAUAGCUGCUCAGCUUGCUCAAGGGAGGAGUUUGACACAGAGAAUAGAUAGCAGCCUUAUCCAUGCUACACUGAGACGAAAUAGCCGUGAAGCUACCCUAAAAAUGGCUCAGAUGGCAGACAACCAGAGAGCUACACUUCAACAUCCACCCAAAUUAAAGAGCAAUGUAGGCACUGCUCAAUAUCCACAAAGGACACCCCCUGUAUUGUACACUUGCAGUCAAUGCAGUAGUAGCACUGGUGUAAUGAGCAGCACUAUAAGUAAUAACAGCGGCAAUAUGAGCACUAAUACAGUUGGUGCUGGAAAUCUUCGACCUGAUUUAUCCACAAUGAAUGGUCCACAACAAAGUACUGUAAUUGUACACUCUACCAGUGCAACUCCUUUAGCAUCUCAGUCCUCAUAUAACUUACUGAGUCCAGCUGAAAGCAAUAGAGACAGAACAGAUUAUAUCAACUCUGCUUUUACAGAGGAUGAAUCUGUUUCCCAGCAUUGCCAAGUGGAAAAGCCAAUGAGGCAUAUGCACCUAGCUGAAGCAGGACUAACUAUAAAACGUCCCCCACCAUACCAUUGGGACCCUAUUGUACGUGAAGAUGUAUGGGUCCCUCAAGAAAGAACUACUCAUAACACAUUGCCUCUUCCCCAAAGACCCCCUCCUCUGAUUAUUGGUCAAACUCAGCAUUUAAAUAUAUCACGUGUGCCAUUUAUUUCCCAAAAACCUCCAACCAGCCCUGUUGGAACAUUCCAACCAAGUUAUGGUGUUAGUAUUCCCUAUCCAGGGGCAUAUAAUGUCCCUCCACCUCUCCAACAAGUCCAGCAUCCUUGCUCCCCAAAGGAAGCUUUAGCCCCAACACAGUUUGUACAGCAGGAGCCAACCAUAGUAAUACAACCAGCAUAUCCACCCAACUUGCCUUGUUGCCCUUUACCACCAAUGUAUCCUGGGAAUAGCAACUGUAAUGGUCUACAGCUUCCUGCAAUAGCAUUACAUCCAUGGAACUCUUAUAAUGCGUGUCCACCUUUGCAAAAUCCCCAGGUCACUUUACCACCCAAAACUCAUUUGGUGCCAGAGAAAACUGUGCUUUCCCCCCCUCAGCCGGAACCCCAAAGUAAUGUGGGUACAGAGGUUAUGGUUGAAACUGCUGAUAACUUCCAAGAAGUUCUGUCAUUAACAGAGAGCCCUGUACCCCAGAGAAAUGAUAAAUUUGCAAAGAAGAACCGCAAACGAUUAGAUAGCAGAGCUGAGGAAGGGAAUGUUCAGGCCAUCACAGAGGGCAAGGUAAAAAAGGAGACUAGAACUUUGGGUGAUUUUAAUUCCCUUAUUGCUAGCCCUAGAUUGGGAAGAGAAAAAAAGAAGGUCAAGAAUCAAAAAGACCAGCUAAAGUCCAAAAAGCUGAACAAAACAAAUGAAUUUCAGGAUAGCUCAGAGAGUGAGCCUGAGCUCUUCAUCAGUGGAGAUGAGUUGAUGAAUCAGAGCCAGAGCAAUAAGAAGGGAUGGAAAACAAAAAGAAAUCUUAGGACAGCAAGUGAUUUAGAUGAAUUCAAAUGUCGGAAAGCUAAUGAGAAAGAUGACGGAAGAUUGGGAAGCCAAGGUUUUGUCUAUGUUAUGGCCAACAAACAGCCUCUUUGGAAUGAGGCAACGCAAGUCUAUCAGUUGGACUUUGGAGGUCGUGUGACUCAGGAAUCUGCAAAGAAUUUUCAGAUUGAGCUUGAAGGAAGACAGGUAUGACAUGCUUUAAUUUUUAGCUAUCUUGCCUUUAUGAAUAUGUUUAGAAAAAAUAGAGUAUAGUAUUAGUCUUGGGAAACACAGGGUAGUUAAAAGAGGCAGUACAUUGACAGCUGACUAAAAUAAAUAUAUUUUAAGAUCUAGAGCCUUAGAAACAUUAAAGAGUCUCCCUUGGGGAAAAAUAUGCACUGUUUAUAAUAAGUACUGUUUACUUUAUAAAGAACUUGUUAGAUAAAAUGCUAUAAGUCCCGUUGCUACCAGCUUUCUGAAUAUGUUCCAACUCUAUUAAUAUAUUACAUUUAAGUUGAUUUUGUCAGUAAACAUUUUUAAUUGUUUUGCAUGAACUUUAGGAAAAGUGGUAAUGAGCCAAACGUUCAAUUUCCAAAAUGUAUCAUAUCUCCAGAUUCUUCCGAAACAGUUUCCUUCAUGAAAAAAAUGGUAGACACUUAUAAUCUUCUUUGUUCUCUGACAGCUGUGCUCUCAUCAAGGAUCAUACAUUUAUAUCAGCAUGGGCAUGAAAAAUAAUUAUAUCAAAUCACUUUUAGAUGGUAUCUUAAAGGGACAGAAAAAGUCAAAAGUGAGAUAUAGCAUACAGUUUUAAAUAACUUUCUAUUUUGCUUCUAUUAUCUAGUUUGCUUUGAUCCUUUGAUGUCCUUUGUUGAAAAGCAUAACUAGGUAGAAUUUUGUCAUUGGAAUCAUGAUAGAAACGUUUUUCGGUCUCAUGUCCCUUUAAUCUUAAAAGAAUAACUUCUUUGUCUUGCACAAAAGAUUGUUUUUUAGAGGCUGUAUUGUUGAAGGAACCUAUUUUCAAUCUUGGCGGUUUUGUUCUGACGUAGCAAAGAUCUUAAAAUGUAUUUCCCAAGUUAUAUUAACAAUAUUUGAACAAUUGGUUGAAGUAUCUCUGUGGCAAUCCCUUUUACACAAACCUAGUAACUUGAAUAAAUAUAUUAAUUUAUUGCCACUGUAUCGACUGCGUUUGACAUAAAUUGAAGAGUUAUGUUACUUCUAAAACUCAUGUGUCACCUAAAUUUUGAUUACAAUAAAAUGUGUGUCUGAAAUAGCAGUAGAUUAAUUGAAUGGUCAUAUCACUUGCCAUAACAUUUGGGAACACUAUUAAAAAAGUAUUUAAAUAUUGUAAUGAGUUGAUCCAAACAUUAUUUAUCACAGAGACAUUUUUUUUUAAAAUCUUUGCUAAAUCUUUAUGUGAUAGUGAAACAAUUUGACAAAUUGUUCUCCUUAGCUGUUCUCCCUGUAUUGUUACUUUUAAUAUGGUUAAAAAUCAAAAUUCUAUUUUUAUUUAAUGUGCCCUCUGCUUUCUUGAGUAUAGAGAUUGUUAAGAUAACAAGGGUAUUAAUAGUCCUGAAAGCUGAAGUUCCUUAAAGGGCCAUAAUACCCAAAUGUAUAAA